Messenger RNA from Botrytis porri, 1320 nucleotides. RefSeq lists its product as uncharacterized. The record is from RefSeq and is a predicted model, not a curated record. The transcript has 2 exons. Bases 1 to 1320 code for a protein of 439 amino acids. NCBI's taxonomy places the organism in Eukaryota, Fungi, Ascomycota, Leotiomycetes, Helotiales, Sclerotiniaceae.
AUGAUAAAUUUCUCAAAAUUUCACGACUUUACCGCGGAGCUUCAAUCUCUAAUCUUGAAGCGUUGUGAGCGAAGAGACUUGACAAGAUUAUCACAAACAUCGCGUGAUAUGUAUGAACGUACUGUGCCAAUAUUGUACCGUCAUGUAAAUCUUAGCUCUCAUCGAACCACCUCUAAUGAUCUAAUCGACUUAAGAGGCUUUGCGUAUACAUCUCUGCAACACAAAGACAAUGUGAAGCGGCAGAACGCAUUCAUCGAUACGAUUCUCAAAUUGCCCACGCUAGGGUACUUCGUUUUGACUUUAACUUGGACCAUCUAUCCGAGGCAGUGUUCAGAUAACCAGAAAUGCGAGGAUAAUGCAAAAAUGUGGGAGGCGUGGAAGUUGCUAUUUCGAGUCAAAAGACUAGACAUUUAUUCAUUUGCUGCUGACUGGGGAGACUUUAUUUAUCUUCCUGCACAACCGGCUUACGAAGAUUAUUUGGGACCUUCAGCAAUUAUAACGCCAGCGGUAUUCCCCGAAGCUACUGUCAUUCGAAUAGGAGGUCUUAUGCCCUAUAACUAUUUCCGCGCUUGUGUUUCGACACCUUCUAUUGUAGCUUCUUUGGAGAUGGAAAAUCUUCAAGGCCUCUUACAACUGAGAGAUGGCUGUAAUCUUUCAUUUCAUGUUGUAGUUUGUCGUAAUAUUGACCAUCAUUUCUGGAGAAAUCAGACAAGAUAUAAAGAGACUAAGGAUGAGAGCGGAAUUCCUGUAUUGAGACACGCCGGCCCAAUGAGAGGGCAUCUACAGCCUCUUGUUGGAAAAUUUGUGAGAUUGGAACAUCUUAAAAUCUCUACGGCGGGUCGUGAGGUUAGUCGAGAUGUUAGAUGGUCAGAGACAAGAGAAAAAAAGCGUUAUUCCGAAAUGGCAAAUUUCAUCAAAUCGGUAGCACCCAAACUGGUUACUUUUGCUUUUGAACAAGGAGUGGGACUUGAACCACUUCAAAAAUGGCAAUUGGAGUCGUAUGAUUAUACAUCCACAUCGAGUCAAUCGAGAAGGCCAAUGGAUGAUUACUUUUUAAAGUAUUUACUUCCAGCAUUGUUAGAAGGAACUUGGUCCCAACUCAGGAAAUUUUCCAUCCAAGGUGUCUGUGGAAAUGUUAGGUAUGAAACGAGACACUUGCUUAGAUAUGUGAACUUUACACCAGAGCCACCUGAAGCUCUAGAGUCUGUUAUGUACCAGUUGCGUUCUGUCAUGAGCAAUAGUGUCGCGCUCACUUUGGAGAGGGAGACUCAGAGGGUAUUUCACACGUCGUCUUUUAAUGUCUACAGAACACGAAAUUAG